This is a messenger RNA of Neocloeon triangulifer, 1933 nucleotides long. RefSeq names its product mitochondrial ribonuclease P catalytic subunit (gene mldr). The coding region runs from base 242 to 1867 and encodes 541 amino acids. Gene Ontology annotation, biological process: mitochondrial tRNA 5'-end processing; tRNA 5'-leader removal. Gene Ontology annotation, molecular function: ribonuclease P activity; protein binding. The transcript has 6 exons. Lineage: Eukaryota; Metazoa; Arthropoda; Insecta; Ephemeroptera; Baetidae. The record is from RefSeq and is a predicted model, not a curated record. Gene Ontology annotation, cellular component: mitochondrion; mitochondrial ribonuclease P complex.
CAAAAACAAAACAGCCGGCACGACCACGGACAUCGCGAUCAAUCGCGAUCACGGGCAGGAAAAUUAUAAUUUUUUUUGAGGAUUAGUUGAAGCCACUUCGAGGACAUGCGUUUAUAAUAAAGAAACUUUAAUAAUUGGAGACUCGAACUGUGAUACCAAAUUCCGCCAAAUUCAACUUGUGUUUUGUUUGAGGCACGGCAGGUUAUGUGUAUGCAUGUUGUAUGAUCAUUAAAAAGCAAAAAUGAAUCUACAAGUCAUCACAAAACUCUCUGCCCUCACCAUUCGAGUGGCCCGAUUACAAAGGCAACCGCUUCGAUUGCUGACAAGAAAAUCGACUAUCAUGGAAGAAUUCGAGGACUUUGAAAAAAGCCCAGAAGAUGCGCCUAACGAAUUUGGUUUUGGAGACAAAAGACGAAUGGACGCACACUCGUUCCUUCUAAGCAAAGUGGCGGCAGGGAAACUUUACAGCAGUCAUGAGUGGGACGAGAUACUUAGCAAUGCGCUGGAAAUGCCAAAGUGGAGUGUCAACAACAUCAACAUUUCUGGGAUUGUCAUGAGCCAUUGCCUCACGGAGAACAAUUACAAUCUUGCUUUGUGCUUUUUGAAGUAUCUCGAGGAGAACGACAAGGAAAUCAACAACGGCACAAUAUCAGUUUUUCUCCGCCUCUGUCACUCCACCUGGCCUGAGCCGUCGGAAGAAGUAAUUUUCAAGUACUACGACCUUUUGAAAAAUAGAAUUCCUUUUUUCAUUGGAACCCUAGCCGAAAACUGCAUCUUGGCCCUUUCGUGGACCUCCCGUUGGAGAGAGUGCUUCGAACUUGUCGAAUUCGUACGAUCUUCUGGCAUCAUGGGAAUACACAUUUACACCAUACUGAUUACCACUGCCUUUCGUAACAAGGAUCCAAAACUAGGUUGGGAUUUCCUAAAUAAAGCCGGUGUUGAAGGGAAGCAUGUCAGAGCAGAGACCUUUUCAACUUGGCUACAAUACUGUGCUGAAAAUGAACCUACUUUGGCUGGUGCAGAGUCCAUCCUAAACUACUUUUAUGAAAUUAAUUAUCCUGUCAACGAGGUCAUCGCUGAAGAUGUGAAGCAGUACUUUGAAUGUGUGGUUAAGCCUGCGUGGAAGGUUGAGAGCACAGCUGUUAGGCCAAAUGGGAUGUGCGUGGCGUGCAGGAAAAAACUGCCAUCGAUUCAUAUAUCGUUAGAAGAAUUCAACAUUCUCAGCGCACACUUUUUUGAAAAAAAUCUUUUGGGCAAAGAUGUUUUCUCUAAGUCAUCGCCAGGAGAAAUUGAGAGGUUUAGUGCUUUCUUAAAGCAAAGCCGUCCCUACGACGUGGUCAUCGAUGGACUCAACGCUGCCUUCUGUGCUGGAGUCCGAAAUGCCAUUCCUCCAAUUGACUUACUUACAGAUGUUGUGGAGUAUUUUCUUGCAAGAGACAUGAAGAUUUUAGUUAUUGGAAGAGCUCACAUGUUAAAGUGGAACAGAAGAAAAAUGGAUUAUAUUCAAAGAAAUUCAAAAGUCUUCCUAACAGAGAACUUAUCUCAAGACGAUCCUUUCGUCCUUUAUGCUGCAAUGUCUGGAGGCCCAGAUACAUAUUUUGUUUCAAGGGAUAUGAUGAGGGGCCACAAACACAAGCUGAAUGAUGUGGAAAUGGAAAGACUGUUUAAAAGAUGGCAACUGGCCCGACAAUAUUCUGUUUUUGGUCUUGUAUCCCGAGCAAAAGCACUGAUUUACCCUCCGUCAUCGUUUUUACCAUUUUCACAAAAGACCGGAGAUUCCUGGCACGUUCCUUAUGUCGAGGGUACCAAUGAAUACAUGAACCAGGUGUUUAAGCCCCCAAAAACUUGGCUUUGCAUAAGAAAAUAAAUUUUGGUAAGAGUGUGUAAAUAAUUGCUUUAAUUUUAAUAAAAAAAUCUUCCAUUAAUUUCAAUG